GUGUGCGAGUCUUCCACUGAUCCGAGACCCUUUGAUGCUCAGGUCGAGUGUGUGUGGAGCCGAUGAUGGGUGGAGCCACACAAUGAACAGGAGCUUCAGUCAAAGCUUCAGUGUGUGUGUGUGUGAUCUCCACAUAUUCCUGUUUCAGCAUCAUCAGGAUGACAAUCAUUGCUGAAGAUGACGGAGAUCCAGAGAGAUGGACUAACACAGUGUCGGAUGAUUGACAGGCCCGUGAUCCAAUAGGCACGAUGAUCGCCACUGGCGGGCUGCUGAGAAUAUCGCGGAAUCGCCAGGAAUCGCCGCGAUCCAAGAACCGCGCGGAGAACAAGAAGAAGAGGAAAGCCAAGAAGAAACGAAAGAACGACGUUGUUGUGGUGAAAGGAAAAUUGAAGCUGUGCUCCGCAUCAGGGCUGGUGGCGGCGCUGGGCGUUCUCAUCUUACUGGUCGGGAUCACCAUGGCCGUACUGGGAUACUGGCCCAGGGAAAACACGGAUACGCCGAUAUGGCGAGCCACACAGGGGAAUCUAACAAGCAAUAACAUGCUGGUGGUGUCGAGCGACGGAAACUCUUCGCUCGGCUUCUUCAAAACGCUCUUUUUGAGUUACUUAUACUCGGAUAAUCUCAAAGUGUUCGGGCCUUUAGUGAUGGGCAUCGGGAUCUUCCUCUUCAUCUGCGCCAACGCCGUUCUGCACGAGGAUCGUGACAAGAAAACUAAAAUCAUAAAUCUGAGAGAUAUUUACUCCACAGUCAUAGACAGUCACGGUUUGCGCGCCAAAGACCGCGUCCCGUUCAUCAGCCACGUGAGGAGCGCCGAGGGCCGUCCGGCGGGAAAAGCGGGAAGCUGUAAGCGCAAGUCGUCCGUUUAUAGCAUAUCCCAAAGGUCCGAGGAAACGCACUGGGAGACGCGCUCGAUCGUCACGUCGUCUGUUAACGCGUUUACUUUACCGGUUAUUAAACUCAACAAUCGCGAUAUCAUGCAGGAGCUGGACGUCUCGCGCCGCAAGAGCUGCUCCGCCGCGGUGGAAACCCGAGCGCAGGUUUCCAGGACACACGUGUCGCUUUCCCAGGAUUCGAAGCUCAACGUGGGGAAGCGGGUCACGGGUUCGCAUCUGUCCCUGAGCGCGCUGUCGGAUCCGGGCGGAGGCUAUCGGGACGAGCGCUCGCGGAGGUUUAGCUGUCCCAGGCUGGAGCGCGCGGGGAGUAAGGGCUACAGCAAACUGGGAGAUUCCUUCGCAGGCGCUGGCGGAACGGAGGAUACACACACUCACACACACACUUCCUCGAUGAUGGUUGACUCAAACUGAAAGCAAAACACCUUUAAAUGUCUGAAUGUCACUGCUUGUGCUCAUUUUCACUUUUUAUCACAUUCAGACAAUUGUAAGAAAUUUACUACACAAAACGACAUGUUUUUAUGACUUGUUUUCCGGUGUAAAUAUCUAAAGAUACAUUUACUGGAGAAGAAGCAAAAUUAUGAGAAAAUGUGUUUUACUUUUUCUGACUCCAUUGGCAGAUAUUUGUUCUUGUUUUAAGCACAAACUCACUUCAUUAUCAUCACUGUAAUUUUGUUUCUCCCGUAAGUGUAUCUCGAUUUAAGAAUGUUUAGUUUGUGCUGGAAAAUAAGUGAUAUUUCGUAUCCAAUGACAUUCAGACAUUUUGUACACUAACAUUCAGAAGUUUGCCAUUUGAAAUUAAUACUUUUCUUUAGGAUGCGUUACAUUUUCUUUAGUAUGCGUUUAUUUCAUAAAAAUGCUGUUCUUUUGAAUGGUCUAUUCAUCAAAUAAUCCUAAAAAAAUAAAAUGAUUCAGU
Molecule: messenger RNA, 1806 nt
Organism: Pimephales promelas (fathead minnow)
Lineage: Eukaryota; Metazoa; Chordata; Actinopteri; Cypriniformes; Leuciscidae
Gene: tmem200cb
Product: transmembrane protein 200C, genome duplicate b
Source: RefSeq, a predicted model, not a curated record